CUGGUCCUCCAACCGCCGCUCCCGGGGAAGAGGGCGGCUUCCCGGGAAGCCGGCAGCCGUCGCCGCCGGGACUCGGAAGUGCCGAGAGGGUUGUUGGGGACUCGUGGCGCGCGUGAACGCCGCGGUCGCUGCCCGGGACAGCCCGGAGGAAGCCUGGCAGCAGGUGGGAUGGCCAUGCCACGCGGAGAGUCUGUGAAAUCUCAUCACAUCAGGAAGAAAACCAGAGCUUUGGUGAGAAACUCUCAGUGUGUCUGCCUGGACAAUUUGUCACAAGGAACAAUGCUGCCCCGAUGGGAACUGUCUUUUUACCUGUUUGCUUCACUAGGCUUCCACUUAUAUUCUUUCUAUGAAGUUUACAAAGCUUCCAGAGAACAUGAAGAGGAGCUGGAUCGACAGUUUGCCCUGGAGAUUGGCACUUUAUUUGGAGGAUUAAAGAAGGACCCGACCGACUUUGAGUGGAACUUCUGGAUGGAAUGGGGCAAACAGCGGCUGGUGCAGUUUCUGUUUGGCCACAUGGCUGUGUCUCAGCUGGCCAACAUGCUUGCAAGGAAGCACAGACCCUGGAUCCUGGGGGCUUAUGGAAUAUGGGCCUCCUGGUGUGUGCUGGGGGCCCACGGCACGGCCAUUAUUUUUCUCCACACCCUCAUCUCCUUCUGUGUAGCGCAGUUCCAGUCGCUGGUCCUCACAUGGCUCUGUUCUCUCCUCCUGCUCUCCACACUGAGGCUGCAAGAUGUGGAGGAAGUUAAGAGAGGCUGGUACCAGACAGAAAACGAGUACUACUUGCUGAAGUUCACGCUGACCGUGCGCUGCCUCUACUACACCAGCUUCAGCCUGGAGUUCUGCUGGCAGGAGAUGCCCACCGGGAGCAGCUUCUACUCCUUUCCCUGGCUGGUGGCCUAUGUCUUCUAUUACCCCGUCUUCCACAAUGGGCCCAUCCUCAGCUUCCCGGAGUUCAUCGCAAAGAUGCAGCGGCAAGAGGACUGCUCGCUGAAGUCCAACCUUUCCGCCUUUGCCGUGGGGCUGGCUCGCCUCCUCUGCUAUUGGUGGUUGGCUGAGCUGAUGGUUCACCUCAUGUACAUGCACGCCCUCUAUGGCAGUGCCUCCCUCCUGAGGGCUGUCUCUUGUUGGACCUUAGGAGGACUGGCGUUGGCCCACGUGCUCUUCUUCUAUCUGAAGUACUUGGUGCUCUUCGGUGUCCCAGCUCUGCUCAUGCGCCUGGAUGGACUCACGCCGCCGCCCCUACCUCGCUGUGUGAGCACCAUGUUCAGUUUCACCGGCAUGUGGAGGUAUUUUGAUGUUGGACUGCAUGAUUUCUUAAUCAGGUAUGUGUACAUUCCAGUAGGCGGGUCCCAGCAUGGCCUGCUGGGGACACUGUUUUCCACCGCAGUGACGUUUGCGUUUGUGAGCUUCUGGCAUGGCGGCUAUGACUACCUCUGGUGCUGGGCGGCCCUCAACUGGCUGGGAGUCACCGUGGAGAAUGCAGUCCAGAGGCUUGUGCAGACCCCGUGCGUCCAGGACAGCGUGGUCCAGUUCCUCUCCCCGCGAGCCCGCCGCCGAUUCCACGCCGCCCUGGCAUCCUGUUCCACCUCCAUGCUGAUCCUGUCCAACCUAGUGUUUCUCGGGGGCAGUCAAGUGGGGAAGAUCUACUGGAACAGGAUCUUCAUACAAGUUACUAUAAUACCUUCUGCUACGGGUGCAAGAAGAGUUCAGCCCCCGCUGGGCCAGCACAUGCCAGAUGAGGAUAAAAGGGGAGUGCCCUGCUGUCUACCCACUGCUUCUGGAACUAGUGCAAAGAUAAAGUCUGAAAUGGCUGGCCGUAUGUGACCCUCUCUGCCCUGGGAUUCCUCUACUGCUACUCCCACGUGGGCAUCGCCUGGGCCCAGACAUACUCAGUGGACUAAUGCCGCCCAGCCUGCAGCAGCCCUUCCUGCUGGCCUCCACGGCAAAUGGUGCUUCACCCUGACCUCGCACACCAAGAUGACCUCCAAGGAACCAGUGCUUCAUCUGCCCAUCUUUUGUUGAAGUUACCUCACUCCAAGACUGGAAGCUUGAGCUCUCAUAGAAAAUUGACAACCAGUGAGGCUUCUAACUUUGGGGACGCAGAGCUCAUCUCCCCCAGCCCCAUCAUUUUCCUGUUGAGUAAGCAGGGGUCCAGAGCAGUAUUAUCUUGCCCAGCUGCACAUGGUGACAUUGUGGUCUAGAACCCAGUCCCCGGGGGCCCUUCAGUUCUUUCUCCUUUACCAAGAAUUAAAUGCAAUAGACGUUUGUCAAUUGGAGCACAGAAGUCCUGAUUAGUGAUAAGAGCUGUCCUCCACUGGCCAUAUUUCUGAAAUAUUUUGCUAACAUUUAAGUGACCUCUUCCCCAUGUCCUGCAGUGUGGUGUCUAGAGCCAGCACUGGGGUCUGAGCUUCCCACUUCAGUUCCCUAGCAGGGAGGAGACAAAGCCACAGUCAAGUUUCUAAUUGCCGGGUCAAAGAAGAUACAACCUGUCCUAUAGUGUUCCAAGGGGCCAGUACCUACGGAGAUCUGUUAUUGGAACACCAUCACCAUGAUCGACAUUUGGAUGCUUGUUCCCUAGAUUUGCAGGGAAGUAUAAACAUGGCAGUUCCUCUACCAGACAGUUAAUCUUCAUUUCUCAAUAAAGCAGCAAAAUUAAGAAACCAUGAGCUAGCACGUCCACAGACAGGUACUAUCAGGCAAGUGACAAAGGGUAGGGAUGGUUUCCUGGGGUCUUUUCUCCUCUCCACACAAGGAAGCCCCCAGCUUCCUGCUUACUGGUGUACACUCAGUGGUUUACAUUGUUUUGUUUCAAAUAAAAUGGAGCCUUUUCUGUCA
This is a messenger RNA of Zalophus californianus (California sea lion), 2835 nucleotides long. RefSeq names its product hedgehog acyltransferase (gene HHAT). The coding region runs from base 169 to 1824 and encodes 551 amino acids. Gene Ontology annotation, biological process: protein palmitoylation. The transcript is spliced from 14 exons. Gene Ontology annotation, cellular component: endoplasmic reticulum. The record is from RefSeq and is a predicted model, not a curated record. Gene Ontology annotation, molecular function: palmitoyltransferase activity. Lineage: Eukaryota; Metazoa; Chordata; Mammalia; Carnivora; Otariidae.